CCGAGAAAGGCGCAGUAGGUCGCAAUCUCGGCCUGACACGCAGCUCCGCACACCAUUGGCUGACAGCGCAUGUCUUACCUGUAGGAAGGUGUGCCAAAGACCAGCAGGAUGAACUUUUCUGCGCUGUGAACUACGGGAAACCUAUCUACGAUUUUAAUUCAUGCUCCCAAAAUCAUGGAGCCCGUCACGUCUUGGAGCACCGAGAGAGUUGCCGAAUGGCUCAAAGGUCUGGAUGCUCCUCUGCAUCAAUACUCAUUCUCAGAGUGGCAUCUCUCUGGCUCAGACCUACUUCAUCUCACCUCUGCCAGGCUUGAGAAACUGGGAGUGCAUAAAAUCGGACAUCAGGAGCUUAUACUGGAGGCUGUGGAAAAACUCUGUGCUUUGACAUACAGCAUUGGAGGGGAGACUCUGCGCAGUUUGACAGAGAAACUGAACGCCUUGGCUCACACUCUGCAGAUGACCAUACAAGGCCGCUGGCGUGUUAAUUCCAGUGAUGGGCAGAGCGCCACCACUCUGCCACAACAGAUACUGCAGGCGGUGGUGGAUGUGAUCACAGCAACCAAAGGUCUUAUAUCUCUGCUCAACAGAUACCAGUUUUCACAGCAGACUGGAGACAAAGCAAGUGAGAAACUCAUCGAUCUCUGUAAAGAUUUGGACACCACUGUGCAUAAGGACAUCGCUGUGUUUGAAAAGGAGAAGGACAUCAUCUCUAUUUGCCGUCGGUUAGUUGCAGUUUGUGAUGAGAUUUUGACCGUGAGUCCACAGUCUCUUCUUACUCAUACUGCACAGCUGGAAAGUAUCGACCUGGUCCCAGUCUCACCAGGAGAUCACGUGGGAAUUGAGAUCACCACCACAGGAUCCAGAAAUCAUUUUGUCACUGGAACAGCAGCUGAGUCACCCACAGAGUUGUGUGAGAAGAUCUUAGCAGGAGAUGAGGUCCUUCAAGUCAACGGUCAGAUAGUGGUUGGCUGGAGUAGAGCAAAGCUUGUUAAAAAACUGGAGGAGAAUCCAAAUGGAGUCACUCUGGUUUUAAGGAGGCUUCCAGUGUUCCUGAAUCGGAAGGAGAGCCGAGCCAAGUCUGAGAGGGAAGAGGAGGAGGAGGAAGAGGAAGAGAAAGGCAGACAUUCUUUGCUUGGGAGGGUGGCAGCCUCUGUGCGCUCAUUCAAAUCAGGACCAGACGGCACACAUCACAGUAGACGGGAGAAAUCGGUGCUCGCUAGUGAUCAAAGUCCAAAUGGACAUCAGUCAAACACCCUAAAAAGCCAUCAGUUUGGUACAGACUCUCAGCGUGCAAGUCGGAACAGUUUGGAAGCGGGCUCACCAGCAGACAGGAGUCCGUCCCCACAGAACGUAGAGCUCAACAGAGCCAGUACCAGCUCUUGUCCCGACAUGGCUGGACUACUGGAGGAAAAGGAGAACAAGAAGGUCUCUACUAAAGGAACGAGGACAGCGAUGAGCCGCAGGAGGGUGUCCUGUCGAGAGCUCGGCCGUCCGGACUUUGACGGUUGGCUCUGGAAGAAGAGAAAGGAUGCGAGCGUGUUCAUGACUCAGAAAUGGCAGAGAUUUUGGUUCGUCCUGAAAGGUCCAACACUGUAUUGGUAUACCAGUCAACAGGAGGAGAAGGCGGAGGGCUUGAUCAAGAUUGGCAGCUACAAUAUUGAAAGCGCAGGGGAACACAAGAGGAAGUAUGUAUUUAAAAUGUGCCACAAGCGCUUUCACAAUUUCAUCUUCGCUGCGGAGAAUGUGAGCGACAUGAGCAGAUGGAUUAACUGUUUAAUAACAGCCAUUCAGAAACACAAGAAAUCUCUCCAAAGUCAGCCGGAUAGUGAAGAAGACUGUUACAGUGAAACUGAAUCUGAGGAAGAAUCAUCUCAUUCACCUCUCACUCACCGGAAAAAGCCAGCUGCGACUCAAUCAAACACACUCCCCCGAACAAAGGGUAAAAAGAACAGGUCAUCAACGCCAGAGCCAAUGACGAUUUCACAGGCAGGGGGCCGUAAAAUAGCAGGAAAGGUAGAUGAGAUGGAUGAAAUGUUUCAUAGCCUGAAGAAAGGAGGAGUGUCUCUGAUUGGUCAGAAUCAGCCAAUUACUCACGACCAGCUCCGUAAAUCCUUCAUCAAACGCAACAAGAACCCUGUCAUCAAUGAGAAAAUUCACACACUCCGUGCCCUCCAGAGUACACUCAAGGCAAAGGAGGCAGAGCUACAGCUUAUUAAUAAGGUCUUAGAGGAUUCUGAGCUCACACCAAAAAAUUUUCGUGAGUGGAAGCAGUUUAAUGAAGAGCUGCUUCAGGACAUUGAGAAGGCGAAAGCCAUGCCCAGUACAGAGACAGUUUCCAGGGGUGACGACGAGGCAAGGGGACUGAACUUUAGUGAUGGUGAACAGCUUGUAGAUGCUGAAAUAUCUGAUGAUGGAGGCUCCACCCCUAAAGAUGCAACAGUGUUUUUGCAGACACAUAGCACAGACAAGGACAAUACGACACCUAUGGAAAACUACUUUUACAUAUGAAACAGGCACAAACUCAUCAAAAAUAACCAUUUACAGAGACUGACAAGAUCCGCUCAGAGAAAAGGAAAUCAUACAUGAAAUUCAGCCCACCUGGGACAGAGCAGAUUUUUAAUGUUUUUUGACAAAAGUGAAAAUCAUUUAGGGAUUUUAAACUGCUGUACAUGUACUAUAAAGUAUCACUGUAUCACUAUAAAGUAUCACUGAAUUUAUGAUAAAAUGCUUUUGCUGAAAAAGGAACAAAUCAAACUUAGGCACUUGUUAAAGUACAUUGAUCAUAAUGAUGUGUAUAAUUUUACAUAAGUAUCUUGAGAAUUAUAAUAUUAGAAGAAUUAUAAUAAUAGGAUGCAUAUUUGUUUUUACUUCAGGUUUGACUACCCUUGAAUAGGUUAAGCAAUGUCAGAAAAGGUUCUAUGAAUGUUUUUGGUAUGUCAACACGUGAAAGUGUUUCUUUAAUAAGAUUUUAUUUUUUUAAUAUGAAAUUAAAUGUCUGAAUGGCAAUAUAGCUCAGCAGCGAGCCCAGAAACUAUUCUUCUUGAAAAGUGAUACCUCAGUUUGCAUGGAUGAUAGCGUUUGCAUUAAAUGCUCAGCAUUCUGCAGAAUUGCCACGCAGUGGCGCUAUGUUCUUUAUUCGCGAGGUGCAGCAUUUGCUGGCACCUUCUCAUUUCUUUUCACUUCUUUGUUUACUGUGCUGUACAUUCAUUUAUAUAAUAGCUAUGAUUAAUAUAAUGUUGCGUUAACAAC
Molecule: messenger RNA, 3249 nt
Organism: Triplophysa rosa
Lineage: Eukaryota; Metazoa; Chordata; Actinopteri; Cypriniformes; Nemacheilidae
Gene: cnksr1
Product: connector enhancer of kinase suppressor of Ras 1
Exons: 21
Coding region: 175-2508 (777 amino acids)
Molecular function (GO): protein binding
Source: RefSeq, a predicted model, not a curated record